AUGAUAACGGCCGAGGCGGCGCUCUCGCAGGCGCAGGCGCGGGCCCGGAUCGUGGACCACAAGAGCGCGGUGCGGUCGCGUGUGUGGACGGGGCUGCUGGAGGUGGCGCUGGCGGACUCGCGGUUCCACUACGACUUCGGGGAGUACAUCACGGACUUCGCCGGGUCGUCCGAGGUCACGUCGCGGCUGGCCUCGCUCCCCGUCUACCAGGCCUCGGCCACCUUGUUCGUCACGCCCGACAACUGCCUCGAGGAGCUGCGCCGGCGCGCCCUGCUGGGCGGGAAGCGCGUCCUCAUCACCACGUACGGCAUCAGGCGGGGGUUCUGGCUCCUGGACCCGGCCGCGAUCCGCGACCGGUGGCAGGGCAAGCUUGGUGGCGGGGACGGCUGGGCGUGGUAUGCCUCGACGCUGGACGGGAUGGAGCGGGUGGGACGCCAGGUGUCCCUGUCGGACUUGAUCAGGGAAGGAGUCCAGAUUCCCGUCAUGAUCACGGGCACGGGCGCCAUCAACACGCGGGGGAUCCGGUUCGGCAAGGGCCAUGGGUACUUUGAUCUCGAGUGGGGGAUGUUGUACUCCAUUGGUGUUAUUACGACGCAGACAGUGGUCGUGAGCGUGGUGCAUGAUUGUCAGUUGUUGGAGGAAGAUCUGAGGCCCGAUGUGUUUGAUACGGUUUGCGAUUAUGUAAUUACACCCAGCAGGGUGGUGGAGGUCAAGGAGGCACAAAAGCCAACAUGCGGGAUUUUAUAUGAUAGACUACAGCCGGGCAUGUUAAAGGCCAUACCGCCUUUGACCGAGUUGAAGGGUAUUCUUCAGCAGAUGAGACGAUAG
Messenger RNA from Truncatella angustata, 828 nucleotides. RefSeq names its product 5-formyltetrahydrofolate cyclo-ligase. NCBI's taxonomy places the organism in Eukaryota, Fungi, Ascomycota, Sordariomycetes, Amphisphaeriales, Sporocadaceae. Gene Ontology annotation, cellular component: cytoplasm. The transcript has a single exon. Bases 1 to 828 code for a protein of 275 amino acids. The record is from RefSeq and is a predicted model, not a curated record.